AUGUCGAUUACUGGUAUAAUUACUUCCCUUCUUGAUACAGAUUUGUACAAGAUCACCAUGCAUGCUGUGGUAUACAACCACUUUGUAAAUGUGCCUGUGGUAUACAAAUACACCAAUAGAACCCCGGAUAUGGUUUUAAGUUCAGCUGCCAUUGAAUGGUUAAUGAAACAAAUUCAAUUGUUGGAAAAGCUAUCGUUCAAUGAAGACGAAAUUAAUUAUUUGGAGAAAGCAGUACCAUACCUCCCCAAGAAUUACUUGGAUUACUUGAAAACAUAUCAAUUACAUCCCAAAGAACAAGUUACUUUCAAGAACAUCAAUGAUCCCCCAAAUUUUGGUAUUGAAAUAAAUGGUACAUGGGCUGAGACUAUUUUAUAUGAAAUACCGAUUUUGGCAUUGAUUUCACAAGCGUAUUUCAAAUUUGUUGAUACUGAUUGGAACUACGAUGGCCAAGUAGAAUUGGCAACUGGCAAGGCAAGAGAAUUGUGUAGUCGUCAAUGUCCCUUUAGUGAAUUCGGUACCAGAAGAAGAAGAUCCUUUAAAACCCAAGAUAUUGUUGUUGGUUCCAUAAAAGCUUAUAGUGAAGAACAUCCUGAAGUUUCCAAAUAUAUUCUUGGAACUUCCAAUGUAUUGUUAGCCAAAAAAUAUGGUUUGACUCCAAUUGGCACAGUUGCUCAUGAAUGGUACAUGGGAAUUGCAGCAAUUACUCAAGAUUACCCUAAUGCAAACAAAAUUGCAAUGGACUAUUGGAUAGACACAUUUGGUAUUGCACAUGCGGGUCUUGCUCUUACAGAUACAUUUGGUACCGAUUCAUAUCUAAAAGUUUUCAAUCCCCCUUAUUCGGAUUACUAUGCUGGUGUUAGGCAAGAUUCGGGAGAUCCCGCAGUGUUUGCAGCUAAAAUUGCAAAUCACUAUUAUGAAAAGUUGAAGUUACCUAAGGGUAGUAAAGUUGUUUGUUUUAGUGAUUCAUUGAAUGUGGAGAAAUGUGAACGUUACAAAGAGAUUAGUGACCAGCUUGGAUUAAAGGCGACUUUUGGUGUUGGGACAUUUUUCACCAAUGAUUUCUUCAAAGUUCUGGAUCCCAAGCAGAAAUCAAAACCUUUAAAUAUUGUUAUUAAAUUGCUUGAAGCUAAUGGUAAUCAUGCAGUGAAGAUAAGUGAUAAUUUAGGAAAGAAUAUGGGUGAUCCCGCAACUGUUGAAAAGGUUAAACAAAUAUUGGGAUACCAAGAACGUGACUGGGCAGAAGGUGAUGAAUCCAACAGAUGGAAAUAA
Messenger RNA from Lizanozyma spartinae, 1269 nucleotides. It is a transcript of the gene NPT1, whose product is annotated as nicotinate phosphoribosyltransferase. NCBI's taxonomy places the organism in Eukaryota, Fungi, Ascomycota, Pichiomycetes, Serinales, Debaryomycetaceae. The coding region runs from base 1 to 1269 and encodes 422 amino acids. Gene Ontology annotation, molecular function: nicotinate phosphoribosyltransferase activity. Gene Ontology annotation, biological process: NAD+ biosynthetic process. The record is from RefSeq and is a predicted model, not a curated record. The transcript has a single exon.